AACUUUGGUUGUUAUCAAACGUUAUCGCUCUACGAACUAUUGCAAUUGCUAAUAAAUGCAUCUAAAUAUUAUGUUGUGACCGGUAUCCAGAUAAGCCAAGCUCAAGAUGGGUGCGUCGAUGGAAGUGGAGCCGUGCGCCAAAGGCUCCGUCGCGGGACAUGUCUUAAUGGACGCCUUCGGUAUGGUCCAGGGCUUGUCCCAACUGGCCAACUUACCUGACCCCCCCACAGACGCCAUUCAGAUGCUCCUCUCCAGCGUCCAAUUCGAGCAUACCGACCAACCAGGGACAUCCAGCAAUCAUGCCUCAGAAAAACUAAAUGGGAAACACAAAACUCAGGAAAAAGGAGAGAAUACAUAUCGAUGUGAACUUUGUCCUCUAACUUACGUCAGCAAAGGAAAUUUGAAAAGACACGUUGAAAAACACCACCCGGUUAAACGUAGAAGGCUCGUGGAGACUGAAGUCUUUGAAUGCGAAGAGUGUGAUUACAUGGGCGCUUCUCAAGCGGCACUUGAAACACAUUUGAAAAAGCAUAAUAACUCUGCAGAAAAAACAAAGUCUCCGAGAUCUAAGUGCGAUUUUUGCGACAAAGAAUGCGUCAGAAUUUAUGAGCAUUAUAUCUCGACACAUCGUAUAGAAUAUCCCGAACAAAUUAUGUUUGAGAACGGGAACGUGCUGGUCCAUUCUUCAAUAAACCCAGACAAAGGGAAGGCUCCAUGGUUUUUAAAAGAAAAAGAAAACAAAAUGAGUCGAUACACUGACGUCACCUGCCGCUUGUGCGAAGCGGAAACUGUGUUUAAUAAUCGAGAGUUUUUGGAAACCCAUUAUGAGAUGACUCAUAUGGUUGACCCGAAUAUGUUAGAGAACCUUAAACACGUAUUCAGGGCAGAGAAGGGGGCUCAUUUGAUCGAUUUGCCUGCAUCGCAGCCCCCAAAACGCAGGCAGUCUGAUAUAAGAACUCCAAUUAAAAAGAAAGUGUCCAUUGCAGGGAAUGAAGAUGAGCGUGGCAGCAAAGUUAACUCUAAAAGAAAUGACGGAGCGAGCGAACUCGAACUGAGAUUUCCUUGUCAAGAAUGCGAUCAAGUGUAUGCCACGGAAGCGCUUUUAAAUAAACAUAAAAGCGAAAUUCAUGCUCCUAAAACAGGAAACAAGACAAAACAUGAGAAGUAUCCAUGCUGUUUGUGCAGCAAAAACAUUGUAGGCAUUUAUAAACACUACGGGAAUGUACACAUCAUUGAUAAUCCUGAGCAAAUUCUUUUUAACAACGGAAACGUGCUAGUGCGUACUGAUAUUGACACCAAAUGUGGUCAGGCCCCGUGGUUUAUAAGUCAAAAAGAAAAGGCGGAGAAUAAAUAUACGCUGAACACUUGUAGAUUGUGUGAGGCUGAUUUUUCGGGCGCCGGCGUAAGCCUGGAUAGACAUUACUUGAAAGGACAUAAAGUUGAUCAGGAUGCGUUGAAAAGGCUUGACAAUCUUCGGUGCAUGUUUAGAGCUGACAAUGGGGCGCAUUUGGCUGAUUUGCCCACGAGCACUACGAAGGCCAAGCCCCAGCGGAGAGCUUCAUCGUUCCAAAGCACAUCUCGCCCAGGAAACUCUGAAAGCAAACGCAAAUCUGGACCUAAAGCUGAACUUGAUUCGAAAGCAGGGGAGAGAGAGCAAAAUGUGUCUGGACUGAUCAUAUAUCAAUGCGCGGAAUGCGGAGUAGCCGCGACCACGUGCGAUGCUUCCAUCGAGCACGCUCAGCUCCACCACUUUCCUGGCUACAGGCCCAUACCACGGACCUGUUCCGUCUGCCAAUUCUCCUUCGAAGCCCAGUGCUUCGCUGACCACUCGUCGAACCAUCUUAACAAUAAUGAGUACAAAAUAGUAAAGUUCCAUCCUUCUAAAUUGCUGGACAAUUGGUCUGACAUGUUUGAAGGUUUGUCCGAAACUCACGCGGACAGAAUUAAGUCUUCCAGUACUUAUCAGCACACGAGACGGGUUAAAAUGAACUCGGAAAUGGCUUCAGGAAUACCUCUGUAUAAAUGCGGCAAAUGUGAGCUGUACAUUCGUCCGAAAGAAGUUGAAGGGCACUGUCAUAAUAAUAUUUGUAUGGACAAUCAGACUCCAGGCCACUUUUGCUCGGAUUGCGAUAUAUACUUCUUCACUUCCGUAGCUCUGACGGAACAUGAGAAAGACCAUAAAGAUUAUGGACCCGAUUUUUUUAGAACAGUUACUUUCAACUCUAUGGAGGAUGAAGUUAUAAACAGAGCUUUGCAAAACAUCCAAAAGACCUCAAUUUCUAAGGAAACUUCCCGAGAUAACAUAGAAUCACAGCAGAGGAAUAGUGGGAAAGAGAUAACAAUUAUUGGAAAUACUGUGGUCAGUGCCUUUUGUGAUUAUUGUAGAAAAUCGAUCAUAUAUUCAGAGUUUGAGGCUCAUGCAGCCACUCACAAUCAGAGCGCAGAUGGUUCGCAAUGUGAAGAGAAUCAGAGAGCCGAAGAACCAAGUAGUGUAGAAUCUAACGUUACAGGUCAUUCAGGAGAAGUUGUCCCUCAAACUGACGUAAACGAUGAAGAGAAUCAGAUGACUGAAGAAGUGUCACAAGAGCGAAAUAAUGUAGAGUCUAAUGUUGAAGGUUAUAACUCUGAUAUUACCCCUCAAGGUGACGUAAAUGAUAGAGUAACCAACGGAGGAGGUACAGUGGAGCCGUGGAAUAGCGACACUGACUCCUGCCACAGCCGCUUAGCCCCUGUAUCUUCCUUUGAUGUUCGUGUAGAAGUUCAUGUACAGAAACAAGAAGAUGAAUAUACCAAUAAUUUUGAACUUCAAGAUAUUUUGGACGAGUUUAGUGAAGGAAUGGGAAGUAAUUUAAAACACGAUAUACAACUUCUGAGACUUGAGGUAUGCGGCAACAGCAUGACUUAUAUACCUGAUGAAAACAUGAAUAAUGAAGAUUUGCUAGACGCAAAGAGUGAAUCAACGGAACAUGGAGAAACAAGUGACGAUAAUCAAGGUCAGGAUAUUAAUGAUAAAGAUAAAUUGAUUGAAACAAAUGAAAAUCAAAUUGAAAAUGAAAUAAAUUCUAAUACAACUAAUGAUGCAAAUGAAAAUGCAAACGAGUCGAAUGAUAAUGAUGAUAUUGUCAUUGAAAUAAUUGAUGAUAGUGAUAGUGAUGAUGAAGUAGAAUUUGAAGCUAAUCAUCGAGAAUCAGGUGCUAAACCAUCGUCAAGGGCCAUUUUAUCUAGAAUGUUGGCCAGUCCAAAGAAGAAUAAGAUUUAAGAGCAAUUAAUAAUAAAAUAAAAUAUAGUUCGUUUUUUUAGCAUUAGAAAAAGAAUACGCGAUCUUGACGUGUCUUAUUAA
Molecule: messenger RNA, 3340 nt
Organism: Cydia splendana
Lineage: Eukaryota; Metazoa; Arthropoda; Insecta; Lepidoptera; Tortricidae
Exons: 2
Coding region: 107-3259 (1050 amino acids)
Biological process (GO): regulation of transcription by RNA polymerase II
Cellular component (GO): chromosome
Molecular function (GO): chromatin insulator sequence binding
Source: RefSeq, a predicted model, not a curated record